AUGCCUCUAGCCUUUGACCAGCUCAAGGCAUCGCCAAAAAAGGUGAAGACCAUCAAGUCAGCCUUUGACAGCGAAAGCUUCGAUGCAGAUGGCACUAUCCACGUCGAUGGGCUGGUUGGUUCGGCCACCAUAUCACCAUCAGGCCGGGACGUCGCUCUCGCGUCUCCAGAAGGGUUAGCCAUUAUCGACCUAGAUUCACCAUACAGUCCACCACGUCGCCUGAGUAGCCAUGGACUUCCGUGGCUUGUCGUCGAUGUCCAGUGGUCACCUUUUGCCGCCCGAGACUACUGGGUGGCAUCUACUGCCAACCAUCGCUGUCUCGUCUGGAACUUGAACCUCCGAGACGACUCCACUUCGGGGGCCAUCGAGCAUUCCCUGCAGGGCCACACCAGGGCAAUCACUGAUAUCAACUUCUCUGCCCAUCAUCCCGAUCUUUUGGCAACUUGCGCCGUAGAUGGGUAUGUUCACUGCUGGGAUCUGAGGCGACCAAGGCAACCAGCUCUCACUUUCUGUGAUUGGUUCGCCGGCGCUACACAGGUCAAAUACAGUCGCCAAGACCCAUUCAUCAUCGCUUCUUCUCAUGACCGAUGGCUUCACAUAUGGGACGAGCGAAAAUCCUCCGAGCCACUGAGGUCUAUCAGUGCUCAUACGUCUAAGAUCUACGGCAUCGACUGGAAUCGUUUCACUGCCACCGCCAUUGUGACAUGCUCUUUGGACAGGAGUAUCAAGUUUUGGGAUUAUAGGAACGCCGAGGAUGUCCCAGAAAGGGUCAUCAGGACCGACUUCCCUGUCUGGCGUGCCAGACACACGCCUUUCGGCAGGGGCCUCUUGGCUAUGCCCCAAAACGAGCCUGGGCACCUGUAUCUUUUUGACCGACGCGUGGGCCCUGAUACCCCUGUUGACGGUCGGGUUGAGCCAGUUGCGACAUUUGAGGGCCAUGGCGGCCAGAAGGCAAAGGAGUUUCUCUGGAGAGCCCGUGGUAGCAUCAGCGAAGACAGGCUCGACAAUCGCGAGUUCCAAAUGGUAUCCUGGGGUGAGGACAAUAAACUUCGCUUGACGCGCCCGGAGCCUUCAGUUUUAGAGUCAGUGGGGCACGUCAAGGGCAUGGAGGCGAGGACCAACCUGGUCAUAACCAGAAAAGGAGCUUCGUACAAGACCUUUCGGACCGUAGAUGAUGGCAAUCAUCACCGACGAACAGCUACGAUGAGCGAUUCGCGCACCGGGGCCGGCCGCCAGAGCGCACUUACCCUAGGCAUGAAGCUACCAUCGUACCGCACUGGCCCAUCCUGGAAAGGACCAUCCAUGAAGGCCAAGAAUUCGAGAACAGGAAAGAUGGACAGAAGCCAGGCCCAGAUGAAUUGGAUGAGAGGUAUCACGAUGACUAAGAGGAAAUCUAGUACCGAUUUUCCGCAACGAGCGGCUUCUAAGGAUUCCUCUAUGUUCGGGCUAGGCUUCCAUGACGACCAAUGGGGCGAACCCGAGUCACUACAAGAAGAAUUCGUCCGAAUCAGCACUCAGCUGCCUAAUGUCAAGUGGGACAGCAUUGACAUGGAUUCACUCAUACUCAACGCCUCCUUAAAGGGCCCGUGGGGGGUCGACGGUGAUGACAUUUUCAUCAAAGUCAAGGUGGAUGUUCCGCACGCCUAUCCCAAGAACAAACCACCCAAAUUCAUCAUUGAGAGGAAUGCUUUCAUGCCACCUGGCUCCCAUGAGAGGCUAGAAAGCGAGGUUCACCAGAUCGCCCAACAGUUUCUCAAACGCAAACAGAAUUGUCUUAAUGCGGCCUUCUCCUACCUGCUCGGCGAGGCUGAUCUUACUCAAAGCACGACUUUCUUCAAGAACGUUCGGGACCUGGACGAUGGACUUGAUGUGCUUGCCGACGAGAGCUCGAGCGAGGACUCAGACAAUGACAUCCCAGCUGGAGCAUCAGCAUCAAUGUCGAUGUCGCAAGAAUUGAGCGCAAGCACUGAAAUCGAUAAUACACUGGCGCCAAGUCACCGUCCCGCCAUACCUCCAGUAAUUAGAACAUGUGGCGCUCGUUUCUCAAACGAUGGGCGGCUGGUUAGCUUCUUUCCAACCAAGGAGGCAAAGGCUCUACUUUUCAGUCCGAAUGAGACUUUCAAGGAGCGGCCAAAAGAUCAACCAACAUUCGCUGGCUUCGGUCGCCUCCCUCAUGAGUCUCCCCCACGGCAACGUUUCCUUGAUGGCGAAGCCUCAGUGAACGACGAAUUAUCAGCCAUGUCAGAUGAUUCUGAUGACUCGUCAUCUUCGAGCGACUCGGAAAUGACUACCAUGCACAAGAUCAGUCUGUGGUAUCGCCCAGGACGCCGCCUCCACAAAACCUGGAGUGCCAACGAGUCGCUCCGCUCCAGUGGCGGAGGUACUGGCGCAGGCACAGGUACAGGAACUGGGACCGGCACAAAUCGUCGCAGGCCCGGACGACCAAAGAACAUCGUUUCAUUGUAUGAUAUGCGGGAUAUGCUGCCGUCGAAGAAGCAAUUCGCUGAGGAGUACAUCAUAUUUGGCGAUGGAGCACAUGUCUGUGAGCACAACGCACGGGUAGCGGAGAAGUACGGCUACUACGACUUAGUCAAUAUCUGGAGAUAUUCGGCACUUCUCCUGAGGUCAGAUAUCCCACUGGAGCUACAUGAGCAUCGCCAAAGAGACAAGUCCGUACUCGUCAUCGCUAAAGACGCCCUUUCGAAAUACAGGACCCAGGAGCCCCGUGCUAAUGAGACCGAACUCCUGAGAGGGCGAGUGAAAUGGGGCCAUCAUCCACUCGCCCAAGACUUCGUCCAAGAUCUCUUCAACUACUUCGAGCAAACUGGCGACGUACAGAUGUUGGCGAUGCUCUCUUGCAUAUUUGGAGAGUCAUCGGCAGAGGACAGUGUAGCCUAUGCCGAGUCACGCUUGACACAGCCGGAAACACCGCUGCCAAUGAAGGCGCCAUCGUUUUCUCUAGAGUAUUUCCCGACAGACACGGCCGAAUGGGGCAUGGAGCGGAGAAGUGGCUACAGUUCAGCAGUCACGACACCUCGAACGUCUCAGACACCGAUCGUUUUCUCCGACCCACAAAGCCCAGAUGUUCUCUGGAUGGGAGAUCCUUCAUCGCAGUCGUAUUCGACUGGUGAAACGCCACCACACAGGUUCUUCAAAGACCAUCAUCUUAGUGAGAUAGAUCACACUCAGAGCCUUUCCACCUCUCCGAAUGACCGUGCUAUUCGUCGAUCUCAGUCCGCUCUGGCAUCGACAUUUACGUCAGGCAUGCCACGUGGGUUUACUUCCCUGGCAUCGUCAUCUCCUCCGGGCCGCAAACGCCCCAGCCCAGCUGAGAGGAUCAUGGAGAACAUAUCGCACAUCCAGGGUAAUAUCACCUGGGGAGGUUCAACAUACUUCGGAGCGCCUUCGGAAGCCACAGAGACAGCGAGGACAUCUGUAUCAGAUGACGAAUUUCGCAGGGACGAGCUCGUCUCCACGAUACCAGUCAGUGUGACAGUGACAGUGGAGGAUGAAUCAGCAUUCGAUGACGAUGGUUGGCUGGCUACUCCUCUGCUAGACCCCAGCCGGGGCCCGGAUUACGCAAGCUAUCGCUACGCCUAUGCUGAGAUACUACAGAUGUGGCGUCUUCCUCUCGCGCGGUUGGAAAUCAUGAAGUUCAACGUUCUCAAGGAGGGCAGCUGGAGUGAAGGCCCACGUCUCAGCGCUGACAGCAGCUGCAUUGAGUCCGCCAUACACGACGCCAGCCAAUCCGCCACAGGCACAACGUCCCCUACGAUCAUACUCGGUGGCAAACGCGAACAACUCCACACGCUGCAGGCAUCCGGCCGCGGCCUCGACGUGACAGGCAUCUGUCGUGUCCACGAGAUGCAGCUACAACCAUUACAGUACACACAGAGUCCCUCUCUGGGCGGUGCUGUUGGUAUUUGUGAGAGAUGUAGGCGUACACAGUCACAGCUUACAUGUGUGUAUUGCCAUGAGGCCAUCAACGCGCUCUAUCCUGCUUGCCUGGGCUGCGGCUGCGUCUUCCAUGAAAACUGCCUAGCUGAGUGGCAUAGUAUGGGGGAGACCGAAUGCCCUGCUGGUGAUGACUGCGAGUGCGUUGAGGAGUCGGAUAAAGGACAGGUAGAGACAUGGGUGGCCAUGAGGGCAGCUUUGGGAAUGGGCCGGGAGAGAACGGAAAGCUACGGUCACUCAAGGGCGAAGACAAGCCACGGAGACAAGGACUUCACGCGGGAACGAAGUGGCAGCGGCAGCGGCAGCGGGAGUACCUUGUCUUCUGGGGCUGCGCUCAAUAAUGCCUCGGUCAUGGUGAGCAGACUCAGGAGGAAGUCGGCACCGGCGCCGUUCUCAAUAGGCACGGAAGGCGAUACUGAUAAUCAGUCUACCCCUGUAGCCGGGCCGGACUCCCCUGCGAGCAUUUCGGGCUUCCAGGUGGUGAGGUCUCCUCCUGAGCGCGAGAAUGACGGCGAAAUCCUGGCCACCAUACCGCCGACGAGUUCUGCAAACACGCCUGCUAAGCCAAGCCCCCUUGGGCCGGGAGUGUCUGCCGCACGGCUGAGCCUGGGGAAUAGGCUAAAAAGCCUUGAAGCUAGAAGACCGAGCAGCUUCAGGCGGAAGAGUGGAGACAACGAUGGUGGCAAUGAUGCCGGCGGAGGUGGGAGAAAGCCCCGUUCAUGA
Diaporthe amygdali is the source of this 4677-nucleotide messenger RNA. RefSeq lists its product as uncharacterized. NCBI's taxonomy places the organism in Eukaryota, Fungi, Ascomycota, Sordariomycetes, Diaporthales, Diaporthaceae. The record is from RefSeq and is a predicted model, not a curated record. Gene Ontology annotation, molecular function: protein binding. Bases 1 to 4677 code for a protein of 1558 amino acids. The transcript has a single exon.